Adineta ricciae is the source of this 1236-nucleotide messenger RNA. Lineage: Eukaryota; Metazoa; Rotifera; Eurotatoria; Adinetida; Adinetidae. The record is from the annotation of a GenBank genome assembly.
AUGUUUUCUAUCGCGAUUAUCUUUGUAACUCUUCUCAUUCCUUCUAUUGAAUCAUCGAAACCCACGCUGAAAUUAACCUUUACUCCCGAUGAAAAAUAUUAUCAACCUGAUAAUCAAGUUGAAAUUCUUUGUGAAUUAAUUAAUCCAACUGAUCUUACUGAAUCUCCUCAAUUAUGGCAUGUCGAUUUGAAAACUGGCAAACAUACGCCCAUCUCGCGUUCCUUAUUGAAUCGACCAACUGAAGAUAGUUUAGAUUAUUUCAAACAGAUCAAAAAACCUCGAUUGGAGUAUGUUAAAAAGAAUCAUCUACGCAUUCGACAAAUUAUGAACGAGGAUACUGCCCGAUACGAAUGCAAUUGUCCCGAUUGCGAAGAAAGCUUAGGCAAACAGGCAAGAGAUCUUCAAGUUGUUCAGACAUCGGAACUCAAAUGGCAAGUUGGACCUGGCUGGCCGAUACAAGAACAUGCCACAAUAACGAUUAAGUGUACGGCUGAUAAUUUCUAUCCUUAUGUCAGUCAUAAGAUUCUUCGUAAUCAUCAUGACAUUACUAGUAAAGGCAAAGCUACGCUUCCAACGACCAACACAUAUCCUCAAACAUUUUCUUGGGAAGACUCAGUUACGCCAUCCGCCGACUGGCACAAUACAACACUACGUUGUACUGUAACUCAAGGUAAUCAUGAAAAACAUGCAAUAAAAGUACUCAAUGUUAUAUUCACUCCACGUUUUCUAACGUGUAGCGAUAAACAAACUGUUAACUCGUCGAAAGAGAAGUCGACUAUUGAAUGCUCAUAUGCUGGCAAUCCCAAACCGACAUUAACAUGGGCUCGGCAAACUGAUGACAAAUCGAUUACGACAGAUACAGGUAUAACUAUCAAAGAAAUCGAUGAACACCACGGUAAAUAUAAAAGUAUUGUAACAUUUGAACGUGACAAAUUAAUUGCUAUCCCGCUAACGACAACUACACGAGCGCCGGGUGCGCCAACCGAUGCAACACCACAAGCUAAAGUCGUUGCCGACAAUUACUAUCAACAAUUAUUAAAUGGUGGCUUUAUUGCCAAACUCUUCAUCGAUAACGAACAAAAAGCUGCGCAAAAGAUCCAUAUUGUUAAAGACGCAAGUCAAGCACGAUCAAAUUCACUUGGUGGUUCAGCACAAAGACUUGUACAGAACUUCUCAACAUCUAUGGUUAUCGUGCUUUUAUUUACAAUUCUCCGAUAUAUGAUGCAAAACAAUUAG